Jaminaea rosea is the source of this 2343-nucleotide messenger RNA. RefSeq lists its product as hypothetical. The transcript has 6 exons. Gene Ontology annotation, biological process: vacuolar transport; protein localization to membrane. The coding region runs from base 42 to 2003 and encodes 653 amino acids. Gene Ontology annotation, cellular component: membrane. The record is from RefSeq and is a predicted model, not a curated record. Lineage: Eukaryota; Fungi; Basidiomycota; Exobasidiomycetes; Microstromatales.
UUUCCUUCGUUCCCCUCACAUCCUCUUGCGGCGCCACCAUCAUGCCACUGCCCUCAACCCCAAGGGUGGCUCUGCUUGCUGCUGCAAUACUACUCUUCACGCUACCAUCCUCACAAGCAUGGUACCUCCCGGGCUCAGCACCCCGCUCCUACUCGCUUGGCUCCCGCGUACCAUUCACGGUCAACUCCCUCCAACCAAUGACGGGCGCUUCCACUGGUCCCUCUAACGGACCCGGCUCGGGCAUCAACAGCAACACGCUCAACUCUCUGAUAUCCUUAGACUACUAUGACCCGCGCUUCCACUUCUGCCAGCCAAAGGACGGAGUAGAAGCACAGAGCGAGGGGCUGGGUAGUGCCCUCUUCGGCGAUCGCAUCUACUCGUCCGCAAUCGAUGCGAGUCUGCUCAAGGAGGAGAAGUGCAGGCACGUCUGCACAGUGAGUGUACCAGCUGAGGAUCAAGUGUGGAUCAAUGAGAGGAUACGCGAGCAAUAUGCUGUCAACUGGAUGGUGGACGGGCUUCCCGUCGCGACGAAGAAGGUCGCAGAUAGGACAAACGAGAUCUUCUACUCCAUCGGAUUUCCGCUAGGCAGGCUGUUGGAUGAUCAUGGACUGGCAUACGAGUCACCGGCGCUCAACAACCACUUGUCGGUAUACAUCGAGUACCACAAGCGCAAGGAGGGAGAAUACAGGAUCGUGGGCGCGUACGUGUUCCCGCAGAGCAAGGACAGUGCGGGAGGAGCGGUAGGAGGCAGUCCGGACUGUAACGCUGUUGCGCCGCUGCGGCUUUCAGACACAGAGAUAGGGCCUAACCGCACGGUCGCUUACACGAUGGACGUCUUCUGGAAGGAGUCCUCAACCCCUUGGGCCACGCGCUGGGAUGCCUACCUGCGUGUAUUCGACGCCAAGGUUCACGUCUUUGCCCUCGUCAACUCAAUCGUCGUCGUGAGCUUCCUGUGCUUGAUGGUUGCGAUGAUCUUGAUGAGGAACGUGACCAAGGACAUCAAUCGCUACAAUGCGCUCGACCUGGACGAAGGCCUGCAAGAGGACUUCGGGUGGAAGCUCAUCCACGGCGAAAUCUAUCGCACUCCCUCCCAUCCGCUCCUGCUAAGCAUCGCAGUAGGCACUGGCUCCCAGCUAAUCGCCAUGUCGGGCAUCACCCUCGCCUUUGCCUUGCUCGGCUUCCUCUCCCCCUCGAACCGCGGCUCCCUCGCAACGGUCAUGGUAGUUGGGUGGUGUCUCUUCGGCUCCGUUGCAGGCUACGUAGCCACGCGCCUCUACGCCACCUUGGAUGGGGAGCAAUGGCAGAAGUGCAUACUAGGGACUGCCCUCCUCUUCCCCACAGCGGUGUACGGGCUACUGAGCUUGCUCAACUUCUUCCUCCUCAUCUCCGGAUCGGCAAGCGCCGUGCCCUUUGGUACCUUCUUGGCGCUCGUGGCCCUCUGGUUCUUGCUCGACGUUCCGCUCGUCGCAGUAGGCGGCUUCUUUGGUGUUAGGAAGGGGCCAUGGAAGAAGGUGGUGCGUACCAAUGCAAUUCCUAGGCAGAUCCCGCCGGGACCAUGGUACCUUGAGCCCGGGCCCAGCAUGCUCAUUGGGGGUAUCCUGCCCUUCGGGGCCGCCUUCCUGGAGCUGCACUUCAUCUUGAGCUCGCUCUUUGGCACAAGAAUCUACUACGCGUUUGGCUUCCUCGCAAGCACAUUCGUCGUCACCGCAACAACCACAGCAACAGUGAGCGUCCUUUUUGCCUACUUCCACCUCUGCGCAGAGGAGUGGAGAUGGCAAUGGCGUUCCUUCUACACUGGAGGAGGGUCGGCAGUUUGGCUUUUCCUCUACGGCCUCUUCUACUGGACGACUCGUCUCUCCCUCCCCGGGCUGAGCGAGAAGGUCCUCUACCUCUCGUACCUGACGCUGCUCUGCCUGCUCGACUUUGUGCUCUUUGGCACGAUCGGGUAUCUCGCGUGCUGGUGGGCUAUUGGGAGGAUGUACCAGCGUGUGAGAAUCGAUUGAAAGCAGAUGGAGAUGAAUAGUACAAAAGGGCUCGAGAAUCGACGGGCAGGGGCUGUAGAAAAGAGGGAGAGGGGAAAUAGGCUAAAGGAUACCGGCAGAUUGUUUCCACUGCGAGCGGUCAAGUGAAAAAGACGAGAAGUGGUCAGCGUCCUGAUAUCUAUUGUCCAUAUUCCAAGCUGUGCUUGCCUCUCAUGCUAUGCUCACCAUCGGCAAAUUCUCCUUCAAAAAGCGCUCCAACUUAUCCGCGCAUUUGGCGUAGGGCGAAUUCUUCGGAUUAUACGCCCUGCAAUUAUCAAAGAUCCUCUGCGCAUCUUUGACCAGCCCAUCAAGUCCAUCCUGU